AUGCCCCGUUCAUUUUUGGUGAAGAAAAUCAAGCUCGAUGAUUUCUCCUCGUCCCCCGUGGCUGCCUCAAACCAUCAUCAUCAUCAGCACCAUCAGCAACACCACUUGGACGACUCGUUUACUUUUGCACGCUCCAUCACAGACUCAGUGACCAGCCUGGGUGUUCGCCUAAGCGAGAAUGGCUAUAUUCAGGAUUAUAUCAACCCAGCUGUGUACCAGGGUGAGAAGAAGAUGGAGCUUAAGCUGGCUUCACCGGUGUCUGAUCCACUCUACAGUCAGGUUAGCAGCGGAGGAGAAGAGUACUGCGACCCAGACCUGGAGCACCCAGACAGUCCACAGUCAGGCAUGACGGCCAGUGGUUUCUAUAGCGGUGAGGCUGAAGCUUUGACGGAGGGCUACACCAUGGAUGCCUUCUUCAUCUCCGACGGCCGUUCCCGGCGGAAAGCCGGAAGUUCCGAGGGGCGUAAGGGUGUGGCGCGAGGGGGCAGCGGCGGCGGCAGCGGCGGCGGCAGCGGCGGCGAGGGCGGAACGUCGGGCGGCGAGGGACGCGAGACGAGCGGCGUUCCCCGACACACCUGCAACGAAUGCGGCAAGACGUACGCCACAUCGUCCAACCUGAGCAGGCACAAGCAGACCCACCGUAGCCUGGACAGCAAGAUGGCGCGCAAGUGCCCCACCUGCGACAAGGUGUACGUGUCCAUGCCGGCUUUGGCUAUGCAUAUCCUCACGCACGACCUGAAGCACAAAUGUCACGUGUGCAGCAAAGCCUUCAGCCGGCCGUGGCUGCUGCAGGGACACAUGCGCUCUCACACGGGCGAGAAACCCUUCGCCUGCGCUCACUGUGGCAAGGCCUUCGCCGACCGCUCCAACCUGCGUGCCCACAUGCAAACGCACUCAGCCUUCAAGCACUACCGGUGCAAGCGUUGCAAUAAGACCUUUGCUUUGAAGUCUUACCUGAACAAGCACUACGAGUCAGCCUGCUUCAAGGGUUCUGGAGACGAGGACGAGUCUGGCUCCGAGAACGGAUCCUCCUUCCAACCUAGAGACAAAAAGAAGUAUGGAGAAGAAGUAAGGAGGAGAAACUGA
Messenger RNA from Chanos chanos (milkfish), 1086 nucleotides. RefSeq names its product scratch family zinc finger 2 (gene scrt2). Gene Ontology annotation, molecular function: DNA-binding transcription factor activity, RNA polymerase II-specific; RNA polymerase II cis-regulatory region sequence-specific DNA binding. The transcript is spliced from 2 exons. The coding region runs from base 1 to 1086 and encodes 361 amino acids. NCBI's taxonomy places the organism in Eukaryota, Metazoa, Chordata, Actinopteri, Gonorynchiformes, Chanidae. The record is from RefSeq and is a predicted model, not a curated record. Gene Ontology annotation, biological process: regulation of DNA-templated transcription.